This is a messenger RNA of Acipenser ruthenus (sterlet), 813 nucleotides long. Its product is annotated as leukocyte cell-derived chemotaxin-2-like. The transcript is spliced from 6 exons. NCBI's taxonomy places the organism in Eukaryota, Metazoa, Chordata, Actinopteri, Acipenseriformes, Acipenseridae. Bases 76 to 681 code for a protein of 201 amino acids. The record is from RefSeq and is a predicted model, not a curated record.
GCUGGUUCUAAAUAGCAGUCCCUUUGUAACACCCAGAGUGAAGCCACAAACGAAAAGACCGGUUACCAUAUAGAGAUGCUGAUAAAGAUACUUUUCAUCUGUGUUCUGCUUACACUUGGUCAUGCCAGUGAAAAAAAACAAGGGAAAAGGGGAAAAGGUGAUUCUGCCUGUACCAAAAUAGGAGGCAUAUGUCAACGUACCACAUAUUUAUGUCCAGGAAGAUAUCUUCAGGGUAAAUGUGGAGGGGCGUCUGCACGGCAAUGCUGCUUACAAGAUUCAGGAUCAUGGGACAGCCUGUGCGCUGGUCAUGUUUCCAAUAGAGUGAGAGGCUGCGAUAAAUUUGGCUGUGGAGGAUUCAAUGCUAACAGGGGCAGUCGAAUCCAUAGAGGCGUUGACGUGGUGUGUGACGAUUACUCCAUCGUGUAUGCACCUUUCACUGGGACCCUGAGGGGACAGGCACAGCCCUAUGGGGACGCAAGCACCAUUGACGAUGGUGUUAAACUCUCUAACUCAGCUUACUGUGUGAAGAUCUUCUAUAUCCGCCCCUACCAGUACAGCGGACCAAUCUCGAAAGGCGACAAACUGGGAUAUCUGCUUCCAAUGCAGGAACAAUAUUCGGGUGUGACCUCUCACCUUCAUCUCCAAAUGUGUGACAAGUCUGACCCCACUCCGUACAUUUAAGCAGGCUUGUCGGUUACUGUUCUUCAUUCUCUUUCUAGACGUUAGUUUGCUAUGGCCUUUCAGAACCUUUAAAACAAAAUGUUUCUACUACGAUUAAAGUGAACAUUUUGUAAAUCUUCUGCAAAUUUUCAU